AUGCGGCUACGUCUGAUAUACCCAGAGGAGUAUAUCAAGUCUUCACCAUAUUGGAGAUAUACCGCUCGAAGCUUCAACCCUGGCUGCAACCCUGGCUCCAACCCUGGCUCCAACCCUGGCUCCAACCCUGGCUCCAACCCUGGCCCCAACCCUGGCUCCAACCCUAGCUCCAACCCUGGCUCCAACCCUGGCUCCAACCCUGGCCCCAACCCUGGCUCCAACCCUGGCUCCAACCCUGGCUCCAAUCCUGGCUCCAACCCUGGCCCCAACCCUGGCUGCAACCCUGGCUCCAACCCUGGCUCCAACCCUGGCUCCAACCCUGGCUCCAACCCUGGCCCCAACCCUGGCUCCAACCCUGGCUCCAACCCUGGCUCCAAUCCUGGCUCCAACCCUGGCCCCAACCCUGGCUGCAACCCUGGCUCCAACCCUGGCCCCAACCCUGGCUCCAACCCUGGCUCCAAUCCUGGCUCCAACCCUGGCCCCAACCCUGGCUCCAACCCUGGCCCCAACCCUGGCUGCAACCCUGGCUCCAACCCUGGCUCCAAUCCUGGUUCCAACCCUGGCCCCAACCCUGGCUGCAACCCUGGCUCCAACCCUGGCCCCAACCCUGGCUCCAACCCUGGCUCCAAUCCUGGCUCCAACCCUGGCCCCAACCCUGGCUCCAACCCUGGCCCCAACCCUGGCUGCAACCCUGGCUCCAACCCUGGCUCCAAUCCUGGCUCCAACCCUGGCCCCAACCCUGGCUGCAACCCUGGCUCCAACCCUGGCCCCAACCCUGGCUCCAACCCUGGCUCCAAACCUGGCUCCAACCCUGGCCCCAACCCUGGCUCCAACCCUGGCUUCAACCCUGGCCCCAACCCUGGCUGCAACCCUGGCCCCAACCCUGGCCCCAACCCUGGCUGCAACCCUGGCUCCAACCCUGGCCCCAACCCUGGCUCCAACCCUGGCUCCAACCCUGGCCCCAACCCUGGCUCCAACCCUGGCUGCAACCCUGGCUCUAACCCUGGCUCCAACCCUGGCUCCAACCCUGGCUCCAACCCUGUCUCCAACCCUGGCCCCGACCCUGGCUCCAACCCUAGCUCCAACCUUAGCUCCAACCCUGGCUCCAACCCUAGCUCCAACCUUAGCUCCAACCCUGGCUCCAACCCUGGCCCCAACCCUGGCUCCAACCCUGGCUCCAACCCUGGCUCCAAUCCUGGCUCCAACCCUGGCCCCAACCCUGGCUGCAAUCCUGGCUCCAACCCUGGCUCCAACCCUGGCUCCAACCCUGGCUCCAACCCUGGCCCCAACCCUGGCUCCAACCCUGGCUCCAACCCUGGCUCCAACAUUGGCUCCAACCUGUGA
Molecule: messenger RNA, 1344 nt
Organism: Procambarus clarkii (red swamp crayfish)
Lineage: Eukaryota; Metazoa; Arthropoda; Malacostraca; Decapoda; Cambaridae
Source: RefSeq, a predicted model, not a curated record